Durusdinium trenchii is the source of this 3531-nucleotide messenger RNA. The record is from the annotation of a GenBank genome assembly. Lineage: Eukaryota; Dinophyceae; Suessiales; Symbiodiniaceae.
AAGACAUUCCUCCCACAUUCAGCUUUGAACUUCGAUUUUUGCUGCUGACAUUGUGGGUGCGCUUCCAUCGAACGACCAUGGCUGCCGAUUGGCAGGAUACGACUCCUGCCAGAAGAAGCAUGCACAAGGCCAGAUGCCCAGAGGCAGCCCACACCCGCAUCCAUGGCUGCAGGAGCACUGGUGCAACAGCUCCGCGAGGCCUUGGCCAGCGAAAAACAGUCAAAGGCAACUGCUAUCGAGGUUUUGGAAGAGGAGAUGCAGGCGCAGCGGGCAGUGGCUCAGGAGGCGACUCAGCAAGAGCUCCACGAUGGUGAGGAACGCUGGAGCUCCGAAUUGGCGACUCAAGCGUUGAGGGAGGAGACAGCCGUGCGAGGUUUGAAAGAGGAAGUGGAGAUGCUGAAGCUUCAGGCAGAGCACUGGAGGCUCCUGGAGGUGGCUGAAAAAGCCACGAAGGACCAGACUGAGGCAUCUUUGUUGUCUUCGCAGCUGGCUGCGGGGGAACAGCAGGUGCAGCUCUACCGGCUUCGUGGUGAGGCCGCAGCGGAGGCGGAAGCCCAGAUGGUCAUCUCUCGUUUGGAGAUGUCCCUGGAAGAAGGUGCCCGGCACCAGAAGGAGGCCAUCGAGUUAAGAGCGAUGCUGGGAGCACUCCGCGAACGUUGCCAGCGGCAAGAGCAGGCAUUGGCUCGCCAACGUGCGACGGCCAGAAGCAAUUUGCCUCGCCCUCCUCCGCUAGGCCGUGCCGCUCGUGAGUCAGGCGCCCUCCGAGGCCUGGCCAGCCGUGUGCAGGCAGAGGUCCACUUGAAGACGGUGAAUGAGGAGGCAGAGGAUGCCAAGAUAGAGAAGGAUGCCUUCAGUGCAGAAGGCUCUAUCUCCGAGGCAUCAUUUCAGCCGGAUGUCUUCACUGCCGCUCGCGACCUGCAAGAGGAAGGUCACUUCCAGUGGCGUGGGGAGGACUCGCCCACCUCGUCCAUCCUGGACGCCUUUGCCGUGGCCAGGGGCAGCCUACCGCGGGAGCCCAGCACCACCAGCCUGUCCGAGGCCUCGCUGGACCCCUUCGCAGUGGUGCGCGGUCGGAGACUCGGUGCGAGACAGACAGGGUCGGAUCGCUUCUUCUGCCGGUUCAGACGUACUGGCAAGACACGUCGACAGAUCAGCACAGGAGAGGUCUUCAGAACCUACGGUCGAGAUCGGUCCCAGUCACGGUCUUUCCCGGCCAUGACGGUGGUGCGGCUCCAUGACUUGCCAGAGCCCGUGCUGGAGCUGCUGAUGAUGAUGUGCCUCGUGGACGCGGCGUAUGAUUGCACCUCGGUGGACGAAGACGACAUGUGUUGGCCACCAGUGGUGCAGCGGAUCAUGGGACGUGAGCAUGCUGCCAAGCUCUUCCGUGCCCACUUUGAUGGCAAUACUGCAGCAGAGGACCGCUUUUCACCCAGAGCCGGGAACCGGAAGCAUCGUUGCAUCUCCAGCGCAGAGGAGUUCACUGGAGAUGCCGUGCGAGGCAUCCUCCGUGAGAUGGUCGGGUUGGCGUUUUCGGCAGCCGGCGAUGAGUUCGUGCAGCCGGCGCAGCUGAAUUUAGGCGCUCCAGGCAUAGACAAUUCCACACUGGACGAGCCACCUGCUGAAGCACCGAAUACCUGGUCCUUGGACGAUGUCAUGCUGGCUACCUGGCGGUGCACGGUGAGAUUCCUCUUGACCAGUGAAAAUGGGUGCACCCAUACUGACGCCGGCGUAAGUACGCCGGUGCCCCGAACUCGGGGCAAGGGCUCGAUUCCGGCGAUGCGCGCGUCGCGGCGGUUUCGCUCCGUCGGCCUAGCGGUGAAGAACUUCUGGCAGCAGGCCGUCUUCGUGGAGGCGACCAGCGUUCGGCGACCAGCUCGCGGCGUGAGGGCGGAACGAGUGCGUUUAGGGGUGGUAAAGCGGGGGGAGCGGGCGGGCUCGGAUGUGCGGCAUAGGGAAGGCACCGAGCUCUCCAGUGCGGCGGAGCGGCUCCAAAAGCGGCUGGGGAACUUCGUGGAGCAACAUGCGCAGCAGGUGGAGGAGAUGGCGCUGCGCAACACGGCUGUGGCUCCCUUUUGGAAGCAAGCAGCGGAAAGCCUGUUGAAGGUUGAGAACUUGCAGAGGUGCUUUACGACGUCGUGCUUUACGGCUUUGCAGCGUUUGAUCCUGCAUUCCUUCAAGUCGCUUUUCCCGAAGCUUGAGCGCCUGGAGUUGUUCCAAUGUUGGUUGGGUGCAGGCAACUUCCUCGAUACUGGGGACUUAGCCGAGCUUCCAGCACUGUCCUCGCUGGGCAUUUGGGGAUUGAAGAACACCCAGAUUUCUCUACCUGAUCGUUGGCCAUCCUUCCGUCUCGAUGAACUUUGCUUGGACCCCGUGGAGGCCACUGCCUGGCCACGCUUGGGAGGAGCGACCCGACCCUUCUUGUGCUCAAGACCUCGCUCCCUUCAGCGCUUGCAUCUCUGCACCUCGCGGCCGCGCCUCGCGCUGGCAUCGGUGCCCACGUCCUUGCAGGUCCUGUCCUUGACGACUUCAGCCCAGGCGAACACGUCCCGACGCACCGAGCGGAAAACGGGCGAGUUCUGGGCGCUCCGAAGUCGCAUCCGACUGGUGUUGAGGAGGGAUUUGAGCAAUCCAUUCGUUGAAGCGUUUGUUCUCCUGGACGAGCACGUGCAACAACUUUUGCCUUCCUUGCCCCAGCUGGUGGAUUUGGUUCUCAGUGGUCAUGUGAGACUGGGACCCUGCAGUCGUGCUGGGGCCUCAGGCAUAUCAGCCAAAGCUGGCGUGGAAAUCACCGAUGCAGCGCAGUUCUGGCCGGAGGGUCGCAUCUCAGCCGCCGGAUCCUAUCAAAUCCGACCGGCUCCAUCCUUUCCUUCUCCGCCAUUGACCGUCUCCAGUGGGCCCAUCGGUCCUAGCACUUCCAUGCGCUUGACUCCACCGGCAGCGCCAGUUCCGGCAGCACCCCUGGCAGCACCAGCACUGCCCAUGGCACCAGCACUCGCCAUGUCAGCACCGCCCACGUCAGCACUGCCAGCACCACCCGGCAGCUUUGGCGUGACCCGGAGCAGCGGCCUGGGCCCGCCGAUCCCCACGACCAGCGCCGGUAGUGUCCCAGCGGUGCCCUUGCCACCCUGGCCGGAAUUCCGCUUCACGGCCGAGUCCCCGAAGGGAGUGCCCAAAGAGACCCGCCGGACGGCUGCAGGGGGAAGGGAACUGAGAGAUAUGGCUGCAGAUGUGAGGAAGUUGUCCCAAGGACAAGAGCAACUCUGGCAAGAGUUUGAGCAUCUAAAGCGAGAGGCUCAACAUCAAAACCAGUAUCUCUCUCAACUCAAGGGCCAUCUUCGAGCGCCAGAGCGCCCGCAGUCGAUCGAAGACCCACCCCUUCGUGCUCGAGCUCCCUGGGCCGCGUCGGCGAAGAGCGCGCCGAAACCGACGACGGACGCUGCGGACGGGGAGGCGGGCGCCGGGGAGGCGUCGCCGGAGCCGAAGAAAGGCUGGGAUGACAGCUUUGCGGAUUGCUUGCUGUGCGGCAAGUGA